Messenger RNA from Paramecium sonneborni, 1898 nucleotides. Lineage: Eukaryota; Ciliophora; Oligohymenophorea; Peniculida; Parameciidae. The record is from the annotation of a GenBank genome assembly.
AUGAAAACUAAAAGAUCAAUAAUUUAAGAAUAAUAACCAGAUCAUGAAUAGAUUCGUAAAUAGAAUGAAUAAAAUUUACAACCAGCUGUAUAAGUGUACAGAAUGUAUUCCCAAUUACAUACAGUAGCUUAAGCAGAAUAAGUUGCUGACUCUCUAUCAUCAAUAGAUUUUAUACAGAAAUAGUGUGAAAAGAAUAUGAAGGUUCGAGAAUUUGCAAUGUAUGCAGCAUAGUUUUUUAAAUAUGAACAUUACAAUUUUGGUUAAAUUAUAAUGAAUUAAGGGGAUUAUGGAGAUAGAUUUUAUUUGUUAUUAAAUGGUGAAGUUGGAGUUUAUAUGAAGAGAUCAAAUGAAGAUAUCUAAAAUGAUUUGGAUUUUAUAACUUAGUAAAAUAGUGAAACCAAUAUUAUUAUAAAUAAUAAUGUGUUGAAGAAAAAGAAAACAAUAGUUUUGACUUAAUUAAAUAAAUAUGAUCUAGCAUUAAGAAUGUUAGUAGAUAAUAAUAUGUAUUUCAAUAAUGGAGUUCCUUAAUUUAAAAAAGUAUGGCAAUAUUAUUCAGGUUAAUGUUUUGGUGAUUAAGCAUUAAUACAUGAUCAACCAAGAUCAGCAAGUAUUAUAGUAGUAUCAGAAGAGGCACAUUUAAUUUCAAUGAACAAACAUGAUUAUCGAUUAGUGUGUGAGAAAUAGAUACAAGAAUAGAAUUCAAACAUAGAUUAUUUUAUGAAAUUAUUUAAUGGUGCUAGUAAAUUUACAGUGACAAAGUUUAUUUAAAAUUUAAGAACAAUAUAAUUCUCAGCAUAAUAAAUUUUAUGGAAGGAAGGUGAUGACCCUAAAUUUUAUUUUUUGAUAUUAAAAGGGAGAGUUUAAUUGUAUAGACAUAUUCCAGAAGAAUAAUUAAGUUAAUUAACAACAAGAAAAAAGAAGAAAAUAGUUUUAAGUUAAUUAUCAGAUAAUUCAUUUGUUGGUUAAGAAGAAAUAAUAGAAUCUGUUCCAUAUAGAUUAUAUUCUUGUUAAGUAUUGGAUAAUACAACUGCUUAUUUUAUGGAAGCAAGUGAAUUUAAUAAUUUAAAGAAAAACUUUCCAGAUAUUGUAAAAUUACUCAAAGACAAGAGUUCUUUAAUAUCUGAAUAUAUGAAUAAUAGAUAGAAUAAUAUAAUUUCUAUACUAACAUAACAUGAAAAUUAAUAAUAGGAGGAACCAUAAUUGAUGAUAACUGAAAGAAAAACUGUAUAAGAGAUAUUUAAAGAUCCACAUGAUAGACCAGAUAAAAAUGAUAUUCGUUCAUAGAAACCUAGAAUACUUCUACAAACUGAAAUUGCUCAUUAAAAUAUGUUAUAUCAUUAAAAAAAAUUACCAACUGAUGCAAAAACUAAAUUUUUAAUGGUUGAUACAAAUCUUAUAGAGUAGAUUAGAGACAGAGUUUCUAGAAAAGUAUGGACUGGAGCUGAAAAGAAAUUAAGAGUUAAAACUACACAUCUAGAAGAUAAUCAAAUUUUAAUUAGUAGAGUUUAAAGUGUUAUUAGUACAAAACCAAAAAAAAUGUAAAAGUUUGAAUCUUUAGAAACUGUACUCUAAAUUACAUCAUCAGAGCCUUAUUUAACUUCUCCUACAAUUGUUAAUUCAACUACCAAUACAAUUCCUCUUAUUUAAAGAUCCUGGAAUCCUUAGAAUAGAUAAUUAAAAGCUAAAUUAAGAAAGGCUUUCAGUGGAGCUAAUACUCGAAAUACUUUAUAAACUAGAUAAACUGAAAAUGAAGAUUUAUUCGCUUAAUUAACACCUCCUAAAAGAAUUCACACUGCAAAAUCUACUAAUAGAAAAAUGUAAUAUUAUUUAUUUAUCUUAUAAGUUGUUCUGCUUUUCGAUCUCGUAAAAAGAGUGAUCAACUUUUUGGUUAUAUUUGA